This is a messenger RNA of Annulohypoxylon truncatum, 2970 nucleotides long. RefSeq lists its product as uncharacterized. Bases 1 to 2970 code for a protein of 989 amino acids. The record is from RefSeq and is a predicted model, not a curated record. The transcript is spliced from 2 exons. NCBI's taxonomy places the organism in Eukaryota, Fungi, Ascomycota, Sordariomycetes, Xylariales, Hypoxylaceae.
AUGGACGCUGCCGGUCUGGCCAUAACGGUCACCGGCUGUGUUCUCAAGCUUUUGGCCUUUUCCAUCGACUUCAUCACCGAUGCAAAGCAAGUCUACCAGAAAGGCGCCACUGAUCGGAAUUUAGAUCUUGUGAUGGUUUCGAAAAGCAUACAGAAUGCGACGAAGAACUUAGAGAGUCAGCUAGGGGAAGCUAAUGGGCGAAGCCAAGGAAACAUCGAUCCCGUUGAACGAGACAUUCUCAUGCUUGCUACUCGCGCAGCUAACAUAGGAAAUGAGUUGACGUCCCGUCUGAACAAAGCCCACGCCGACCCAAAAUCGAAAUGUAAAGCCUUCCGAACCGCUAUAAAGGGGAUAUGGGAUGAGAAAGAUAUCGAAAAGACAGAAAAACAGCUAAACGGAAUCCGAAGCGAAAUACAAUUUAGGAUUCUCAUCGAUAUUAGGAAGUUAGUUGGGGAAUCCCGGAGUGAUGAGUAUCAGCGCAUAUUAUCAACCUUGGAACAAACCGCGGAUAGCCUGGCGGAAUCUAGACAGGACAACAGAACCGUGAUAGAGAUUCUCAAUCAAAUGAAUGAGUCCAUCAAAGCCUUACAAUCACGCGUCGAUAGGCCACCUACAAACGAAGAAUCAACUCUAGGGUCUGCGACAAACUCACUCUCGUGCCAGUUGGAUGAUGCCACGAAGGAAAGGGCAGAAGACAUCGUUUUAAAUUUGCUGUGGUACCCGAGCAUUCGAGACCGCGAGGAAAGCGUGUGUGAGGCCUACUCCAAUACACUGCACUGGAUAUACGAUGAUCCAAGUGCCAGCAGCAAAGAUUGCGAGUGGGAUAGUUUUGUCAACUUCCUUGCAGGAGAUAGAAGCAUGUACUGGAUCACCGGAAAACCAGGAUCUGGGAAAAGUACUUUGAUGAAAUUCAUCAAAGAACAACCAAGAACUACGCAGAUACUCAAAACAUGGGCUGGAAAUAGACAUCUGCUUACCGCCUCGUUCUAUUUCUUUUACAGAGGUUCGGAGGAACAAAAGACUGAACUCGGUUUGCUGCGGUCUCUUCUGUACUGGAUUCUCUCCGAAAGGAGAGAAUUAAUUCCGUCAAUAUUUCGUCAGCGGCUUGCUACCGCUGUUGACGGCAAACGACAGACUCCCAUAACUUUAGCUGAGGCGAAGCUUGCUGUCCGCGACUUGUUUCGACAAUGCCCUUACCUAUGUUUCUUCCUAGCUAUCGAUGGACUAGAUGAAUUUGACCCAGAAGUUUCUCUAACUCGUGUCACAUCCCUUAUCGCCUUAACCGAGAUGUUGGGGGGUUUUCCAAAUGUGAAACUUGUCUUAUCAAGCAGGCAGCUACCAGAAUUUGAGCAUGGGUUCCUGGGAUGCCCUCGUCUAAGAAUUCAUCAUCUGACUACAGAUGACAUCUGCCAAUAUGCUACGGAGAGACUAGAAAGUCAUCAGCAUAUGCAAGCCCUGCUCCGUAGGGACCAGGAUAACUCCAGGAAGUUGAUAGACUCGAUUGUAUCAAUGGCUUCCGGGGUUUUCCUCUGGGUUAUGCUUGUCACAGAGUCUCUCCUCGAAGGCCUCACAAAUCGCGAUAGCAUUCAUGACCUACAAGACCGGCUCAACAGUCUCCCUUCUGAUCUAAAGGACUUGUACAAAGUGAUUAUACUGAGAAUCAGCCCUGUAUACCGCAGACAGACAUGUGAACUACUUCAAUUGGUCUAUUUCGGUACAGAGACACAGCAAUCUCUAAGCGCCCUGGAGCUAUAUUUUGCUGAACUAGAAGACUAUGAUGAUGAUCUCGCAAACUCGCCUCUAGUCGGCAAUGAAGAACUAGAGGAUUAUUCCCGUAACUUGGAAUUCCGGAUCAAGAGCCGCUGCCUCUGCUUGGUGGAGACUGUUGAGAAAGAGAGAUCAGUUAAUGCUACUAUAUGCGAUCGUCUCGCAUUAACAGAACUAUCCUUUCUCCACAAGACUGUUAGAGAGUUUCUAGAUGAAACUACUAUCAAGGAGCCAUUUUUUCUAGCACACUGUCGCCCAAGAUUUAAUCCUCGUCGGCGUCUCCUCGGUAGUGCGAUUCUUCGUGCGAAACAUGUAAGAUUACCACCUCUCGAAGAUUUCUAUCACCAUCUAAGGGAUGUGCUACCGCGAUUUAUUCUAAGAGUAAUCAAACGCGCAAUACAUACAGAAGAAGACACCAAGGACGGCAACUCAGACCUGCUCCAGGCAUUCGACUCGAUCCUAACCGCUCAGUAUCCCAAACUAUCUCAUUCACUUACGCAUAAAACUCCACAUUGGUUUGAAAACAUUGAAUUUAUUCCCUUAAAAGGAUAUCAUCUCCCUGCAGAUACACAUCCAUCUUUUCUCGCCUUCACGGUUGGAUGCGGGCUAGAGUGCUACCUCAAAGAGCAGAUCCAAAUUCACGGCAAAGAAAUACUCGCGAAAGAGGGCUUUCCGCUCUUAGGGCAUGCGCUCCGUCAUGCCGUCUUUUCUGUCGGAGGAAACAGGUUCUUGAACAUGGUUCAACUUCUCCUAGAUAAUGGAUGCGACCCCAACCAAGCCUUUAAUGGUGUAUCGGUAUGGGGCUGGUAUUGGUGCCUAUUUUUCUAUCAGUGGUACGCUGAUAGACUCGUUUUGUAUCAAAAAAUAACUUCUGAGAAGUAUUGGCUUUGCCAAUUGGGUAUUAUGAGGGCUAUGCUUAUGGCGGGCGCGGAACCAAAUACUAACGUACCAUUAUCGCACGACGUAGGCGAUGGGCAAAGGGCUAUUACUCCACUCGCGGCAUUGACUUAUGCUCAGAAUGUGGUACUAUAUAAAAAACCACGAUUACAAUGCAAGCUACUUCUAAACCAUAUCGAAGGUUCAAUCGAAAUCCUGAAAGAAUGGGGCGGGAUCGAACACCGAAACAUGGAAGCACAUAAUUCGAAAUGGUUGAAGAGAUUACAAGAUCUGUAUUAUAGAGCAAGAGAAAAAAGACAGGGCUAA